Molecule: messenger RNA, 1374 nt
Organism: Eutrema salsugineum
Lineage: Eukaryota; Viridiplantae; Streptophyta; Magnoliopsida; Brassicales; Brassicaceae
Product: protein BPS1, chloroplastic
Exons: 3
Coding region: 210-1298 (362 amino acids)
Source: RefSeq, a predicted model, not a curated record
CCAACGUGAGAGUCCCGUAUUUCCUUUUUUGUGUAUUUUGCGUUUAUCUGAAGAAGAACACGGCAAGUUUGUUUGAUUCCUCCUCCUAUAAGAACGCGUUUCAAGUUUUGCGUUUCCUCGAAAUUUCGAAUCCCUAAUUACUACUCGUCCUUUGAGGCCAAUUUGAAGUAAUCGAUAACAUUCCCGAAGAAUCUCUUUCUCUAGUUAGUAUGAGCCCUACACAAGUGAACAAACGCGUCUUCUUCCGCUGUGGAAACCCAUUCAAGAUUCUGUUUCCGAAGAACAACAACAACAAUGCAACUUUAUCGCCGAAGCUUCUCUCAAUAUUGAACAAUUUCGAGACAGAUUUGACGGUGUCGAUUAGAGAACUUAUACCAAAGGAUGAGAAUGAUAUCAUUACUGUUUCUUGGAUGAAUCAAGCCAUGGAGUCUCUUUGCGGGACACACAAGAGUAUCAGGACACUCGUGACCGAUCUAGAGCAUCCUGUAUCGGACUUGGAGGAAAAUCUGAUUUAUAUGUACUCCGACAUUAGCUUGAAGCUGCUUGAGCUCUGCAACGCCUUCACCUCAGAGCUUGACCGUCUUAACCAUGGCAAUCUAUUACUAAAGUUUGCUUUUAGUAAGCUGGAGACAAACUAUGUUCCCGAGGAAUUCUCACAUCUCGACAGUUGGAAUCAGCUCAUGGCUUCCAAGAACCCGAGAAUCGAAAACUGCGGCGCGGUUAUGAGUAGCCUUGUUGAAUCGAUGAAUCAUCAUCAUCGUCUCUCUGAGAAGGCGAAGAAGAAACAAUCUGCAAAAGAAAAAGUUCUCCUGCGAGCUCUAUACGGUGUUAAGGUCAAGACUUUAUACAUAUUUGGCGUGUUUGCUGCUGCGUUUUCGGGUUCUUGCAAGAAUCUCUUCUAUCUAACCAUUCCAAAGGACAUGGAGGAGGAGCUUCCAUGGGCACAAGCUUUCAUGGAAUUGCAGAACUCGAUUAACCCGGAGAUCAAAAACACAUUUUUAUCAGACAAAUUCACGGUUAUUAAGGAUCUUGAGGCUGUUGAAUCCGGUGUGAAGAAGCUUUACACAGCGGUGGCCCAAGAAGGGUCAGUUCCUAAUUUAUUGGUGGAGCUAUUGAAGAAGUCGGUGAUAGAACUCUCGGAAAGGAUUGAUCUUGUCUCCAAUGAAACACGUCGCUUGUUGAAGAUAGUGAUCUCUGCUCGAGACGCAUUGAACGAGACCCUCUGGACGAAAUUCGCUGAAGAGUUGGGAGCGACAUUGCCGAUGAUUAAAAAUGUUAAGAGACUUGUUUGUGAGUAGAACAUGUAAUUAUGAUGUUUCCGUUCAUGGUCGUUCAGUAACCAUAACAAUGCAGAUAAAAUAGAGAUUUCAAGAA